GUGGUUGGUUCAUCAUCUCUCCUUGUCAACUUCAGAAGCCUCCCUCACAUGACAUGAUCACCAAAUACAAUUAUUAUAGUAGUAGAGAUUAAGCAAACCUCUACCAGUAAACAACUGCGCCAUGCAUGAGGCUUGUUGAUCCUUGUCUAGUUUAAUUUUUCUCAAGUCUCCUCCUCCUCCUCUGAGGUCCAACUCUGCCCAAGCUCAUUGCCGGUGAGGAGGGGAGGGGAAGCCGAAAGCAAGCACAUGGCCGGCUUUGCUGCCGUGCUCGCCGUCCUGACGGUGGCAGCGGUCGUCGGCUCGGCGUCAGCACGGUUCGUGGUGGAGAAGAGCGCCGUGAAGGUGAUCAGGCCGGAGCACAUAAAGGGGCGGCAUGACGCGGCGCUCGCCAACUUCGGUGUGCCAAACUACGGCGGGACGAUGGUCGGCGUGGUGAAGUACCAGGUGAACUCCACGGCCUGCAACGCUUUCGACGGCGAGCCCUUCAAGACGGGGGCCAGUAGGCGCCCUGCCAUCCUUCUAGUUGACCGAGGAGAUUGUUACUUUGCUUUGAAGGCAUGGAACGCACAGCAAGCUGGCGCAGCUGCAGUUCUGGUCGCUGACAACAUCGACGAGCCCCUCCUCACCAUGGACAACCCUGAGGAAAGCCAAAACACGGAUUACGUCGACAAGAUCAACAUCCCUGCCGCCCUCAUCAACCGCGAGUUCGGGGCGGCCCUCAAGAAGGCCUUGGCGAAGAGGGACGAGCUGGUGAUCAUAAAGUUGGAUUGGAGGGAGUCGAUGCCUCACCCCGACGAGCGGGUGGAGUACGAGUUCUGGACCAACAGCAACGACGAGUGCGGCCCUCGGUGCGACGACCAGAUGAGCUUCGUCAAGAACUUCAAGGGCCACGCGCAGCUGCUUGAGAGGGGAGGCUUCGCUCAGUUCACGCCGCGCUACAUCACCUGGUUCUGCCCUGAUGCCUACUUACUCAGCAAACAAUGCAAAGCUCAGUGCAUCAACAAGGGGAGAUACUGCGCACCUGAUCCCGAGCAGGACUUCAGCGAGGGGUACGAUGGCAAGGAUGUGGUGAUCGAGAACUUGAGGCAGCUCUGCGUUCACAGAGUUGGGAAUGAGACCGGGAGGCCCUGGGUCUGGUGGGAUUUUGUUACUGAUUUCCAUGUCAGGUGCUCCAUGAAGAACAAGAGCUAUAGCAGAGAUUGCGCAGAAGAGGUCGUCAAGUCCCUCGGUUUGCCCCUGGACAAGGUUAACAGAUGCAUGGGUGAUCCAGAAGCAGAUGCUGAAAAUGAUGUCCUAAAGAUAGAGCAGGAAAUACAGAUUGGCCAUGGUUCUCGUGGAGAUGUAACUAUUUUACCCACCUUGGUCAUAAAUAAUAUUCAAUAUCGAGGGAAACUAGAGAGCAAGACUGUUCUCAAAGCUAUAUGUGCAGGAUUCAAGGAAGCUACGGAGCCUCCUGUAUGCCUAAAUCAAGAUAUGGAGACAAAUGAGUGCCUUAGAUCGAACGGUGGAUGUUGGCAGGAUCCAAAGUCAAAUAUCACAGCCUGCAAGGAUACCUUCAGAGGUAGACUGUGUGUGUGUCCUGUCGUGAAUAAUGUAAAGUAUGAAGGAGAUGGCUACAUAGCUUGCAAAGCGGUAGGACCAGGAAGAUGUGCAAUGGACAAUGGAGGUUGCUGGACUGAGACAAAAGACAAACAAACAUACUCUGCUUGCUUGGACUCAGAGUUGACUGGUUGCCGCUGUCCUAAUGGAUUCUAUGGAGAUGGUUAUAAAUGUGAAGAUAUUGAUGAAUGUAAGGAGAAACUUGCUUGCAACUGCCCUGAGUGCCAGUGUAAGAACAAAUGGGGUGGAUAUGACUGCAAAUGCAAGGGUGACCUAGUGUACAUAAAGGGGGAGGAUACAUGCAUAGCUAAGAGUAACAAUGCAUCAAAAUUUGGAUGGAUCUUGUCAAUCAUAGUAAUUUCAUGUGUGGCUGGUGCUGGACUAGCAGGAUAUAUAUUCUACAAAUACAGACUCAGGACUUACAUGGACUCUGAGAUAAUGGCUAUUAUGUCACAAUACAUGCCGCUUGAUAGCCACAACAACGAGAUCCAAUCUUUACGACAAGAAUCAACUGCAUUAUAAGGAGCAAUUUAGGUGUAUAUUCAAUAUACCGACAUUGAGAAUUCAUGGAGAGAUUUUAUUGAGUCCACAGAUUUUCGAGUUACUAGGUCAUGUUUGGUAUCAAUUUCAGAAUAAUUACUCAUCAUACAUUAUGAAAGAUACGUCCACCAGCCACCAUUUUUUGUUGGCAUGUAAGAUAAACUUUGUGGAUCUGUUUUUUUGGUCUCCUUUAAUCCAUAGCAAAACGGUCCUUUUGGAAGAUCAAAA
Messenger RNA from Zingiber officinale, 2367 nucleotides. Its product is annotated as vacuolar-sorting receptor 6-like. Lineage: Eukaryota; Viridiplantae; Streptophyta; Magnoliopsida; Zingiberales; Zingiberaceae. Bases 247 to 2121 code for a protein of 624 amino acids. The transcript has 13 exons. Gene Ontology annotation, molecular function: calcium ion binding. The record is from RefSeq and is a predicted model, not a curated record.